AGAGACCACCUAAACGCCUUGUCUUUAGAAACUAGUUCGGCCGGUCCGUGUCACAAGUUGUCUAUAGACAUGAUGUUUGAUGCCAAACUUUCAAAUGAAAAUGGCGUGAUAAACUUUGUAGUAGCUGAUGCUCAUGAGUACAGCAGCAGGAGUCUGGCCUUCAAUCUUGCGUUAGCUGUGUUGUCUCGGUCUUCAGCUUGUAUACUGUUACAUAUCAGUUUAGAAGACUUCAGUCCUGAAGGAAAGCCAAACAGUGAGCUUUCUUUUCUGUUAACACUUUGCCUAAAGUUUUGUGAGAAGACGUCACACUUGGCUCUGUUUUGGCGAGACUACACGGAAGACGACGAACAGUUGUUUGAAAACGCACAAGCAAUUGUUUGCGGAAAUCUUGCUAGCUCAACGCUGACAGUACAAUUUUACAAGAUUGUCAAUCUGACCGAAGCAAAUGAAAUCGAAAAAGAUGAUUUGUUUGAUGACCUAAAACAGAAGCUGAUCACCAAAGUGCUAGAAAUGCAGUCACUUCCUGCUAUGGAUUCUAUAAAGCAGAUAGUUUAUGCAAUGUCGUUAUUUGACAAAUCCACCCUAGCCGAAAUGAUAGACGACAUUGCUAUGCCUGUAUUGACUAGCAAAGACAUGAAUUUGCUGAGUUUAGGCACUAUUAUUCACGAGUCUUUAGAAAAGCAGUUUCAAGACCCCACAAAUGUUACGGAGCGACUUUUUCCUGCUUCGACAAUUGUUCAACGUAUUGUUGCUCAAGAAGAAAACCUUCGAAAACAUACUUCCGAGGAAGAUAGUUACGAUCAACCGAUUAUCGCUAAAUUAGAAGAAGAGUUGGUGGCGUUGAAGAGGAAAAAGAGUCAGUGCUCUACGUCAGAGAUUGUCAAAACGUUUGCCAGGAAUGUGGUUACUAACGGCACUAAAGCUAUACAAGAGUUUGCGCGACAACUGGAAGCAUGGAAGAAGCCAAAAUGCGAUCCUCUUAUUCAGCGUCGUCGAGACAUCCAAAAUGAGUAUGCAAAGAAACUUGCUUUGCGCAAGACAGCAACUUCCCAAAAUGAUAUAACAAAAGUUGAGGCAAAUGUUGCUAGUAUUAAAGAUCGUAUUCAAGAAAAUUCCAAAUUAUUAGACGCUUAUGACAUAUCAAUUGACCAUUUUUGGAGCGAGUUAAUUGUGCUUGUAGAAGUUUUAACGGAGAAUGAACGUGGUCUAUCUAUGACUCUUUUAGCAAAGGAAUGUGACUUGUCUGGCUCUCAGUUGUGCUCAGCAUACACGCAGUCUGUUAUGAGAAGUUAUCCGAUUCAGCUGUUACGUGGCAAUCCUCUACACAUGCCGAGUGAGUUUAUAUCGGAAGUUCUCAGGUCGAUCCAAGUAGAAAGCACACGUCAGCUAUUUGUAGUAUCAGUCAUAGGAGCGCAGAGUUCUGCCAAGUCGACGUUGCUAAAUUAUCUGUUUGGGUGCGGAUUUGCUACUCGAGCAGGUAGAUGUACAAAAGGCUUGUACGUGUCGUAUAUGCGGACGGACGACUUGGAUCUACUAGUUCUCGAUUCAGAAGGUCUGAUGUCUGUAGAAUCGGGAGGACGUGACUUUGACAACCAAGUAACGCUUAUGGCAAUGGCAUGCUCUCACAUAGUUAUCAUUAAUCACAAAGGAGAUUUGUCUAGGCAAUUGCAAGAGCUACUAGAAGUGGCCAUGUACGCUAUGCAUUACUUGGAGGUUACCAGAUGGAGACCCGACGUUCUCUUUGUACUCAGAGAUCACGUAGAACGCGAUUACGAAGCGAUUCAUCGUCAACUGGCAAGCAUGCGUCAAAGUCUAAAUGAAAAUGCAGGCAAGCUAAACUUUGACGUCAAUAGUUUGCUAAAGUUAGAAACAGACUCUCUCUUUCUGCUGCCCCCAGCAUUUGCUAAUGAAGUGUACGGUGGCCAAGAAGUAAAACUUCCCACGGUGCUUUUUUCUAACGACGUAUUUGCAUUGCGUCAGAAGAUGUUCAAGGAAUAUCGGAACAGAUUAAGCUAUCCAGAUGAUCAUGUCGGCGACUUGAUAUCACUGGAAGAAUGGCUUGUGCACGCUCGAUCAGUCUGGAAAAACAUAGUUUCCUUUGGAAGGAGCUUUAUUCAUUUUGAGAAUUUGCAACAAGUUGAGCAACGAAGAGAAAUUGUCACAGCAUUUACUAAAAUUAGAAAUGAGGUCGUAGAGUCUGCUGAGGGCUACAAAAUGCAGUGCGAAAAAAUUUUACAAUCAAUUCUCGCCCAGUCUCAAACGCAAGAAUUGUGUAGCCGAGAAAGUUUUAUUUCUGAUAAGUUUAAUGCUGAGUUGGACUUAGUUACCGCCAAAGCUAAAAGAAGAGCUCAUCAGCUACUUACUGCUGCCAUGAGAAAGCGCCCAUACGGACUACAGUGGAAGCCUGAGUUUGAAGGAAGAUUAGAAGCAGAAAUAAAUGGUGUUUGCGUCCAAUAUACGCGAGCUUGGAGUCGUCGAGUAGAAAGAGCAAAAGAUGACGCAAGACUAGAUGAGAUUGAGAAGUCCCUUAUUAACAAUAUGGACAGGCUAUUUGAGGAAAGAGGUGGCACAGAAGCAAUGACUGCAGAAGAACUACAAACAAUGUUUGAUAGCAUUUGGGAUGAUCACGUCAGACAAGCAAAGCAAAAACUGGAGAAAAAUGCGACUCCUCCCGAAACUCAAAAGGCUACCGUUAUUACCUGUUUCAUGAAACAGAUUAAAUGUAAUGAAUUUUCUGACGAUAUCUCUCGCCUGCUCAUGAAUCAUUCUGGACAUAUUCUAGCUAAAGACAAGUUGUUGAUUAUGCAAACAGUAGAUAAAUAUCGAGAGUACGUAAAGCAUACAAACGCAUGGAGAGUGAAACACAAAAUGAGUCACAUGAUUACUAGAAGUGAGUCUUACUACUCCUACAAAGCCGAAAAGAAAUUUGAAGCAGCGGUAUACCUCAAAGAGCAAGUAGUCACAUAUUUUCAUAACCUGCAGAAAGAAUUCAAGCAAGAAUCAGAAAUAAUGGAAGACUCAAGAUUAUGCUCGCUUAUGAAGCAAGCCAACGCGGCGAUAACAUUUAUGAGUCGACAACUAGUAUCUCGGUUUGAUGUAAAUUUGCAACUUGCUCCUUUUGCCAGCGACUUUUACGAUGUUAUUCGGUUUGAAGCAUACUCAGCACUCGAGCGAAUACAGCAACAGCAAGUGGAAGAAAAAUUGAAAGAACUUCGAGAUCGCAAGGAACAAAUUGGUCAUAGAGCUAUGACAAGACUUCACGGCCAACACAGUGAUAUUGCUAAAGCAUGGUCGGUUGUAGAGAGCAUUUACGGCUGUUUGAUUGACUGGUCACGAAACGAAACAUUAAAUUUUUCUCUUCGAGCAGAGCAAGACAUUAAGACUCAGAUGCCAGAUGCUAGUACUGCUGCACUUAGAGCAUUUGAGUCUAGUUUUGAAGAAGAGGACUGGGAAGCAGUUUUUGAGUAUUCAGUUGAUGCGAACAAGUACUUAGAAAAACUGUUCAACAAACGUUUUCAAAAGCUAGAAAAAGCCAUUAUUUUGGAUGAUUUGGCGAAAAUAAAACAAUACAUGACAGAGAGACUGGAAUCAUUGAAAUCUAUCAUUGCUAAAUGGGCAAAAAAGGAGAAGAAAGAUUUCACAACUCAAGGCUUGGUUCAUUUUGCAAACAAAGAAAUUUAUAAAGAAGGUGACAAGAGGAAGAGAUUCAAGCUGACUGUUGUAGGUCUUACAUAUGAACUGGAUGUAGUGAGUAGAAUUCCAACUGACAUACAGAUUGCUGAUCCACAGUCAUUUGCUAAAUCUGUAGUAAAUGGCAUCGAGAAGAAGGUGAAGAUGAGUAGACUAAAUGAAAUGGUCGAUGAACUGUUUAGAAGAGAUUUAAGAAAUGCUAAUGAAAAUUUGUGGAAAACAGUCAGAGGUUGUCCAGAAGUUUGUCCUUUUUGCAACUCAAAGUGUGAUCAAGACGAGAACCAUUUACAAUUUGGUCACAAGCAUCAAUGCAGCAUUCAUCUGCUUCCCGCGUUUCAUGGCAGCCGUUUUGUUGAUGACCACAGCCCUCUACUUGAUUGCUGUACUUCCAAUGGUGUGAGAAAAAGAAAGUGGAAACGUAGAGACGACACUGAGAAAGUUUUGAGGUCAUUUGACAAACAUGUAAAGCACCAUUUUCCGAAUUGGGACAUACCAUUUUCCAAACAAUCUCUUGGCGUAGAAUCGAGGUUGAGAAGAGCGUGGGUGAACUGCCGCAAGAGGUUGACCAAGCACUAUGGCAUGAAAGAUGAAACUCCUUUAAAAUGGAUUGAACUUUACCAGCAGAAAAAUGCUCUGACAUAACGACAGAUCUAUCUUACUAUCACUUAGCGCUUUAAGGGUAACAUUUAUCAGCACUUUUUUCAUAGUAUUGUAGCAAUUUUUCAUGGCACUGUAGCAAUAUUUAGGGGUGAUAUUUAUCAGUAUUCUUUCCUGAUACUGUAGAAAUAUUAGGGGUAACAUUUAUCAGUAUUUUUUCAUGGUACUGUAGCAAUAUUUAGUGGUAACAUUUGGCAGUAUCCUUUCAAGGUAUUCUAGCAAUAUGUAGAAGAAAAAUUUAUUAGUGCAAUUUUGAGGUAUUUGUAUCAAUAUUUAGGGGAAGCAUAUAUCAGUGUUCUUUCAGGGUGCUGUAGAAGAACAUGU
Messenger RNA from Corticium candelabrum, 4671 nucleotides. Its product is annotated as interferon-induced very large GTPase 1-like. NCBI's taxonomy places the organism in Eukaryota, Metazoa, Porifera, Homoscleromorpha, Homosclerophorida, Plakinidae. The record is from RefSeq and is a predicted model, not a curated record. Gene Ontology annotation, molecular function: GTP binding. The coding region runs from base 70 to 4332 and encodes 1420 amino acids. The transcript has a single exon.